Molecule: messenger RNA, 4318 nt
Organism: Stegodyphus dumicola
Lineage: Eukaryota; Metazoa; Arthropoda; Arachnida; Araneae; Eresidae
Biological process (GO): cell development; neuron differentiation; regulation of transcription by RNA polymerase II
Cellular component (GO): nucleus
Molecular function (GO): DNA-binding transcription factor activity, RNA polymerase II-specific; RNA polymerase II cis-regulatory region sequence-specific DNA binding
Source: RefSeq, a predicted model, not a curated record
CGUAUCCGCCCCAUCCGUAGCGUAGGGGCGGAGUCGGACGAUCGGGCGCGUGUCGUUGCCUGGUCAGUGAGUAUUUGUUUGCCGUAAGAACUGGACCCGGAGGAUCCACUAUCCACGAUCUUUCGUUUCAGACCUUCCGUAAGCGAGUAAUUCAACCACCCCCUUUCGCUGCCCCCCUUGUUCAUCCCGAGGGACAAUAGACGUUACGUGUGUGCUAGUCAGGCUUAGCUAGUGUCUGCCCGUCGCGUAACGUUAUUAUUUUCUUCGGCUUGAUUUCAAGUAAACAUCGGCGGUUGUCGACAUGGGUACCGGAAGGGUUGUCAAGCGUCACCCUGACAGCUGGUUCACGUGAAGAGGUACAGAAAAUGAAAACCGGGCAGUAAGUGUUGUUGGUGAGACUGUCUUGUUAUAAACAGACUUUCAGGAGAAAAUGUCAUACGCGCAGUUUGGAUAUGCAGCUUUCACCCCUACUACACAGCUAAUGGUGGGAAACACUAGCACGAGCUCUGUGUCUUCUCCGUGCUGUGGAGGUGACUCCUCUGGGCGCACAUCGUCGGGGGUGGAUUCCUCUUCAGUAUGUUCUUUGCCUGCCACCUAUGAUUCCAGGUUGCUUACUACGUACCACCCGCGGCUGUAUGAACCCCAGGCCUACCCCAACUUUACAGGGGUCGACUCUUCAGCCUUCUAUCCUUCACUGGGUACAGCGUAUAGCAUGAAAGAUGCAGGUGAUCCUUGGAGAGGCAUUGCACCAUCGGCUUCCUAUUAUUAUGACCCCAGUCUUGCAGCUUAUGGAUAUGGAGGCUUAGAUUUCAAUGGUGCCCGGAGGAAAAACGUAACCAGGGAUUCCACCAGCACUUUGAAAGCGUGGUUAAACGAGCACCGGAAGAACCCUUACCCGACGAAAGGAGAGAAGAUUAUGCUGGCCAUCAUCACUAAGAUGACUCUCACCCAGGUGUCCACAUGGUUCGCCAAUGCCCGUCGAAGGCUGAAGAAAGAGAACAAAAUGACCUGGGAGCCCAGGAACAAGAUGGAUGCCGAUGAUGUCAAAGACUACGAAGACGACGAGGACGGGGAAGAAGAAGGCGACAGCAAGAGGAGCCGGACGGAUAGAAGUGAAAGGGUGGAGACCGAUUCCCGGACGGCGAGGUGCGACAGCGAAGAUGAGGGUGAUCGACGGAUUACGUCGUGCGAUGAUUCAAUUGACGGUGCAAUUCAUUACGCAUCUCCAACUCAAGUAACUGGACGUGCAGCCUACCAGAUACUCCCACAUCACAGGGACAAAUUACCCAACAGUAGCGCACAGCAGAUGGAAAACGAUCCUAGAGAAACAGCUCUGUUACCUUCCUCUGAAUUUACUCCCACCGAUAGCUCAUCUUCAUCAAACUUGCCCGAUAUUCAAGCCCUCAUGCGUUCUUCACCGGUGGAUCCAAAAGAAAGAAGUUCACAUUCAGAUAUGGACACAGUGAAAACCUCGAACUCACCACCAAUAGCGGAGGAGGUCGAUAUAUCCGGCCGCUCACUAUCCGGAAGCAACAAACCUAAGAUUUGGUCGUUGGCAGACACAGCCACGAGCAAAAGUCCUCCUCCUCCUUUAAAUGGCAACACCGCGACUCAAGAAGGAUCUGGAGGCAUGAUGGACAUGUUAGGACAUUGUGGUUGGUUUUCAGUGAAUCCUUACCAAGUAACAAAUGCAUCAAGUUCUUUAGGUGGUUUCGGUGGUUACCAUCCUCACCCGAGUGCCACUUUCGCUUCUCCUCCAGGUGGUCAUGGAGGGGCUUGUUCAUCAGGACAAGGAUUCGUUCCACCUCAGACAGACACUCCACCGCAAACACCACCGAAUAUGAAGGUUUCUUCUGCACUGAGUUCUACGACUUACCUUGGCAGCCAAGGUGCACAUCUUUACCAAUCAGCUGCUAUAGGUGGUGCCAAUCUCAACCCCGCAAUUCAAGCGGGUAAAAGUGGAGGACCAUAUCCUUUGUCGAGUCACAAUCGACCUUACAGGCCGGACUCUUUACCGGAGGAUUACUCAACGACGUGGCACUUCCGAUCCACUGUGCUGCAAUAAAUUUACCCCUCUUUCAAAAUAUAUCUUUUUCUGAGGAAGCUCAUCUUUGAACUAUGACGAAUGCUCAGCAAUUGAAAAAAUGACGAAUUACUGUUCAUACAGACUGCUUUAAGCCGCCAGAGUUAUUCAAAUAUGUCGAAAGUUUCAUCUGACCAUAGAACGUAGAAAAAACAGAGACUCUGGUAGGAAGGAAAGCUUAGAGAAAUUAUCAGGAUUUACAUCAGAGUAGGAAAAGUGCAUUCGAAUUUAAAGAUUUUUUCAUAUGUGAUUAAAGUUGCAAAGCAAGGAUGCACAAUGUUAAUGUACACUAAAUCCAAAAUGUUUUUUGCAGAAUUUUCAGUAUCUGAUGCAAUUUUUCGACUUCUGAUUUGUUCAUUAGCUUAACAGACCGAGAACUCAACAAAUGUAAAUAGCCUGCAUGUAUAAACUUGAAAACAAUGAUGUUAAACUAAAAUUUAAAAUUCAGCUAAAGCGGAUUUUUUAUUUAUUUAUUUAUUAUAUUAUUCGAAUUUCUCCGAUACCGAAUUUAGCAAUGUACUUAAAAUAACUCUCUUGUUAUACCAUUCCUAAAAUAUUGUAAUAAUUUCAAGAUGCAUGCAUCCUGUAAAUGCUUCAUAUAGCUGUGAAAUGUUUUAUAACAUAUCACUCAAGAGAAGGUUUUAGUUAUACCAUUUCUAAAAAUCAGAAGCUGUAAAUUAAUUUACAACGAGGAAUUGCAUAAAUAUAUUUAAAGAAACUAUAACUCUUUUCAUAAGAUAAUAAAUAUUGUUUUAAGUUUAUUAACAAAAACACUAAAAUUAGUUAUAGCUUUCGGAUUUUCUAACAAGAGAAAGAAAUAGGUUACACAAUUCGGGAUUAUUUGCAUUAAGUUAUUAGUUUUCAUUUAAGAAUGUUAUAUUGCUGUUAAAAUUACUUCAUAGAAAAGUUCUCAUAUUUAUAAAACGAAACGACUUUCCGUAUUACAUAUAUUAUUUUUUGACCACAUCUUUUAAUUUCCUAAAAUAGAAGAACUAAAAUAUAAUAAAUUACCACAAAUUCUUCGGUAAAUUCUAUCUCGUCGGCAAGAUUUUUAUUUGGUUUUGCCCAAUAUGAAAUUUCAAAGUAGUCUUUCUGAAUAAAUAUCUUAAUAAAUCUAUACAGACUCUCAAAAUAUUUACUGCGAAUGUUUGCUUACAUAUACACACGCGAAGAUAUAUACAUUAUUUUUUCAGAAAGGUUACUUUGCAAUUUCGUAAGUCCGGCUAAAUUAUAUUACAUCUGCUAAAUUGUUAUGAGAAUUUUAGGUUUUUAAAUGGAAACAGUGUUUAAAAAAAUACACGAGAAACCAAUCGAAAGUUAACUUUUGCAGAACGCAACAUAAAUAUUUAGUAUUUAAUACAUACUUUUGUAUUUAUCAAAUGCUACAUAUUUAGAUUUAAAAUUUUAAUUAAUUUGAUAUAGAUCAUUAGCAAACGUUUUAUAGCGCAUCAGUUCUGCGUAAUGGAUGUUUAAAUUUUAGUAAGCAAUACAGUUAACUUUCCUUUAAAUCAAAAUUAGCAUAAUUUUAUUUGAAUACAUGUUUAUUGAUAAUGAAAGCUUCCUGAUGAAAAAUUAAAGAAAAUUUCUCCAGCGGACUUAAACGAAUGUAGAGAUUUACCCAAGAUUAAAUUUCGUUACAUAAUUAAUCGCACAAAGCUAUUUUAAAACAUUAGCUCCAUAUAUGACCUUUGCUCAACGUGAACAACUCUGUACCAUUUGUGUUGUUCUGCCUUCUAUGGGCUACUGCAUCAAAUAGAAAAUUUCAAUGCUCUUUCGAAGAAAACGGUGUAUCACCCUACCCUUUCUCCCCAUUACAGUUAAUUUUAGGACUUUUUUACUUGCUGUGAAUGAACGUAAGAACCUUAAUGAAUAGUCUAUCACCCAAUGAUAAGUAGCUUUUGACUUGGUGUGAAAAUAUAUUUUAGAUUCUUCCCUGUACAGCACGAUUGAAGUCUUCCACAAGACCAAAUAUCUAAAUUCUAAUUUGUUUGGUUUUAGAAUCGAAUACCGAAUAUAACAAUCGAAUCAUUUCAUGAAGCGAAAAAAAUAAUUUAGAUGUGAAUCCAUGUUUUAUCAAAUAACUUUCUAAAACUCCUAUCUAAUAUUUAAUGUACUUGCAUAUAAUUAAGACACAAUAACAUGCCGAAUAAAUACUAAUUCAGAAGUCAAACAACAAAAAUUAGCGUUAUAUUUACAAAAUUUUCACAGGACUAGUUUCGAUGGUUUUACCGAACC